Messenger RNA from Phragmites australis (common reed), 1208 nucleotides. RefSeq names its product vesicle transport protein GOT1-like. Lineage: Eukaryota; Viridiplantae; Streptophyta; Magnoliopsida; Poales; Poaceae. The transcript is spliced from 8 exons. Bases 565 to 987 code for a protein of 140 amino acids. The record is from RefSeq and is a predicted model, not a curated record. Gene Ontology annotation, biological process: retrograde transport, endosome to Golgi; endoplasmic reticulum to Golgi vesicle-mediated transport.
AGUCGGACCGUAUUUCUGAAAUGUUCUUCCCGAUCUUCUUUUCUCCAUCCUCCUAUCAUCACAAAAUCACCUCACCUCGCGGCCCUCCAGGCGACCCCGCGGGCAGGCCGUCGCUCCUUCCUCCCAGGCCCGGGUCGCCGUGCGCCUCCAGGUCUCGCGCGGUCGCGGCAACAUCAAACGAACCCUCUUCGCCUGGCCGCGCCGCCGAACACAUCUCCAAGCCUCCCUCCCACCGAAGCACGCCACCUCGAUUUCUUGUUUCGUAGUCGCUGUCCUCAGAUCCACCCGGACUUGAAUUGAUUUCUUCUUUUGUCGGAUCAUGGGAUAGAUUCUCCAAUAGGUCCAGAUUAUUGUGGAUUUCGUUGCUGCGUGGUCGAAUUCUGAACCCCCCCAAGGCCACGUUAAUCUGCCCUUGUGUGUCUCGAUUUGCGGCAUAGUUUUUCGCUUGGAAGGGGACAUGGUGAUUAGUAACAGUGCGAUGCCCCGAAAACAUGAGAUCCCACCUGCCUAUUGAUUAAGUUCCAGGCUUUUGUGCUGUUCUUCGCAGUGUCAUUACUAGACAAAAUGGUUUCCUUCGAGAUGAAUGACCUCAAGAAGAUUGGGCUUGGCCUGACAGGCUUUGGAAUAUUCUUCUCCUUUCUGGGAAUCAUUUUCUUCUUUGACAAGGGGCUUAUCGCAAUGGGCAAUAUUCUCUUCCUGUCAGGUUUGGGUUUGACAAUUGGUAUGAGAUCAACUAUGCAGUUCUUCACCAAACCUAAAAAUUACAAGGGUACAAUCUCAUUUGGCGCUGGCUUUUUCCUGGUUCUAAUUGGGUGGCCCUUUUUUGGCAUGCUCUUAGAGGCAUAUGGCUUUAUUGUACUCUUCAGUGGAUUCUGGCCAACACUUUCAGUGUUCUUGCAGAGGAUUCCUAUCAUUGGCUGGUUUUUUCAACAACCGUUUGUGACAUCGUUCCUUGACCGCUACAGAGGAAAACGGGUUCCAGUCUAGCAUCCUUUUGCUCUAUGUUACUUGUGAUGUAGCAACUGAUGGUUUUUAGCGACAGUACCAAAAUGGUUAUGCAGGCGUCUGGUCCUUAUUUUUUUUCUUUAUGUGUUUAGUUACUGAUAGGACUGUUUGUAAAUUACACCCCGAAGCCCAAGUUUGAUGUUGUUGUCAAGAUCAAGAUGCAAAUUCACCCAUGAAAUGGACUGGAGAAACUUGUUCCUUUU